This is a messenger RNA of Gossypium raimondii (Peruvian cotton), 1000 nucleotides long. RefSeq lists its product as uncharacterized. NCBI's taxonomy places the organism in Eukaryota, Viridiplantae, Streptophyta, Magnoliopsida, Malvales, Malvaceae. Gene Ontology annotation, biological process: translation. The record is from RefSeq and is a predicted model, not a curated record. Bases 134 to 616 code for a protein of 160 amino acids. The transcript is spliced from 6 exons. Gene Ontology annotation, molecular function: structural constituent of ribosome. Gene Ontology annotation, cellular component: large ribosomal subunit; ribosome.
CGGAUUUGGCACAAGCCCAUCAGUUGAACUGCCAUUAUUGGGGUUUCUGCUUAGUUCAACUAGGGUUUUUCUUUUUCCUACUUCGGUACUUCCUUCCUCAUUCUAUCUCGAUUUCUCCCUCUUUCUCCCCUAAAUGACGAAGUUCAGGAAGCUUAAUCGACCCACUGGUCAUCGCAUGUCCAUGCUCAGAACAAUGGUUUCCCAGUUGGUAAAGCACGAGCGCAUUGAAACUACUGUUGCCAAGGCAAAGGAGAUUCGGCGACUUGCUGAUAACAUGGUACAGCUUGGGAAAGAGGGUUCACUUUGUGCGGCAAGGCAUGCUGCUGCUUUUGUCCGAGGAGAUGAUGUCAUUCACAAGCUAUUUACAGAACUGGCAUAUCGAUACAAAGACAGGGCAGGUGGAUAUACAAGACUGCUUCGAACUCGCAUCCGAGUUGGUGAUGCUGCCCCAAUGGCCUAUAUAGAGUUCAUUGAUAGAGAAAAUGAGCUUAGACAGUCGAAGCCACCUACUCCUCAGCCACCACAAAGACCUUCUCUGGAUCCUUGGACAAGAUCCCGGCUUAGCAGGCAGUUUGCACCCCCUAAAGAGGAGAAAAGCUCUGAAUCUGAGAUAUGAAUCAGGAGCCCUUAUUCACAGUGGUUUGAUAGUGUUUUACAGAUACAACAGAUUAAAACAACUGGCAGAAAUCUGGCUUGCCAGUGUCAUCGGUUCAGCGUGGAUGGAAUAAGUUGUUCUUUUUGUUUUCUUAAUAUUAUUUGGGAUGAUUUUAGAAUGUUGUACAAAUUGAGUGCAUUUUUUGUUUUAAUAGGUUUUAAUAUAUGAUACUGCCCAGCUAUUGAACUUUUGACCCCCUUUUGUUGUGUUUUGAGGUUUGAGUUUUGUUUAGGGUGUGGAGUAGAGUCCAAAAGCGAGCGUAUGAAAUCUGGUUUGACUUUAACUGAGUUGUAUUUUUAUAGUUUUUAAAAAAAAAAUUAUUCGAGCUUGAUCAGGUUAGUUUAA